Messenger RNA from Naegleria gruberi, 1904 nucleotides. RefSeq names its product alpha 1,2 mannosidase. Gene Ontology annotation, molecular function: mannosyl-oligosaccharide 1,2-alpha-mannosidase activity; calcium ion binding. Bases 1 to 1887 code for a protein of 628 amino acids. The record is from RefSeq and is a predicted model, not a curated record. Gene Ontology annotation, biological process: carbohydrate metabolic process; N-glycan processing. Gene Ontology annotation, cellular component: Golgi membrane; endoplasmic reticulum. Lineage: Eukaryota; Heterolobosea; Eutetramitea; Acrasida; Naegleriidae. The transcript has a single exon.
AUGAGUCAACUGAAUGAUGAUGCUUCACCAGUGAUGCACUCAUCACAAAGUAGUUCUUCUGUUGGAGACCCUGAAUUGGGUCAACCUACCAGUAGAAGCACAAGUGUUGCAACAUCUACAUCUACACAAAAACGAGGUGUGCAAACUUUUGUUGAAAACCAAUCUUUUAAUGCUUCUAUUACGGAACCGGUUGGUAAUUAUACAAAAACAACAAAAAGUUCAACCUCCAACCUGGCAUCCUUCCUCAGAAGAAAUAGAAAAUUAAUAGGAUUUAUAGUAUUAUUAUUUAUUUGCUUUUUGGUGUUUUUGUUUGUGAAAUUUGAUAUUUUACAUUUCUCUCCUGAUAAACAAGUUGAAUCGGAGCAUAUCGAUUUAAUAGAUCCUCUUGACGAUACGGCAUCUGUAGAUAGAGAUGACCAUACAAUAAUUCCUUCAUCCAAACCAUCUUGGAAGAGGCCAGAAUUAAUGACCAUCGACGAUUACCAAAGUGAUUUUAUGAGUGACAGUGCAAACGAAAAAAGAAAGGCUGUAAGAGAUGCAUUCAUUCACGCAUUCAAAGGAUAUGAAAAUGUUUGGGGAAAGGAUGAAUAUAAACCAAUCAGCAAGAGUUUCCACAAUUGGAUUCAAAAUUCUAAUGGUUUUGGUAUGACACUGAUUGAUUCACUUGAUACAAUGGUUAUCAUGGGUUUGAAACAACAAUAUGAAAAAUCAUUGAAUUAUAUUAAGAAUGACAUGCCUUCAUUUUCAACAAUUAAUGGUGGAAUUAGUGUUUUUGAAACAACUAUUCGUGUUGUUGGAGGUUUUGUGAGUGCGUAUGAUUUGACAAAGGAAAAGAUCUUCCUCGAAAAAGCCAAAGAUAUGGCUGACAGAUUACUUCCUGCCUUCUCUUCGCCAACUGGUAUUCCAUAUUCGGAAAUUAACUUGAGAACUGGUGAGAAGAAAACUUUCGCCUGGGCUGGUAAUUGUUGUCCUCUCAGUGAGUUUGGUACUCUUCAAUUGGAAUUCAGAAGAUUGAGUGAAUUGACUGGUGAUGAAAAAUAUAACAAAUUAGUUACUAAGAUUAUGGAUGUCAUGUUUAAGAAUAAGCCAGCCAAUGCCUUGUAUCCAAUCAAAUUCCAUCCUGAUAAUGGAAAUUGGUGCUCCAAUCAUGUCUCAUUGGGUGCUUUGGGUGAUUCAUUCUAUGAAUAUUUAUUGAAACAAUGGUUGUUGAAUAGAGGAACAAAGGGUGCUGAGAGGUAUCGUGAACUCUAUUUGGAAACUGUUAAAGGAAUAUUUGAUCACAUGGUUAUCAAAUCCAAUCAAGGCUAUACCUAUGUUGCUGAGUACAAUGGCUCUCCAUUCCACAAGGUUGACCAUUUGGCAUGUUUUGCAGCUGGUAUGUUUGCAUUGGGUGGUUAUUUCAAUAUUUCCACUCCUGAAUCCCCAAUCUCAAAUAAGCGUCAAAUUGAAGUUGGUGCUGAAUUCACAAGAACAUGUUAUGAAACUUAUGCUCAAAUGCCUUCAGGAAUUGGACCAGAAACUUUCCACUUUGAUCCAUCAAGUGGAAGAUUCAGGCCUGGUGUCUCUACUUAUUUAUUAAGACCAGAAACAGUUGAAAGUAUUUUCAUCAUGUACAGAGUUACUGGUGAUGAAAAGUACAGAGAAUGGGGAUGGAAGAUUUUCCAAGCAAUUGAAUCAAAAUGCAAAAUUGCUUCUGGUGGUUACAGUGGCUUGCACAAUGUAGGUGUUGCUAACCCUACUCAAGAUGAUUUCCAACAAUCAUUCUUCUUGGCUGAAACAUUGAAAUAUCUCUAUUUAUUAUUCUCUCCAAAACAUAUCAUUCCAAUUGACAAGUUUGUUUUCAAUACUGAAGCUCACCCAAUUCGUGUUACUCCAACCAAUCAUUAAAUUUAUACUUCCUUCUA